This is a messenger RNA of Candoia aspera, 1770 nucleotides long. RefSeq names its product nitric oxide synthase trafficking (gene NOSTRIN). The coding region runs from base 1 to 1563 and encodes 520 amino acids. Gene Ontology annotation, biological process: signal transduction. Lineage: Eukaryota; Metazoa; Chordata; Lepidosauria; Squamata; Candoiidae. The transcript is spliced from 16 exons. Gene Ontology annotation, cellular component: plasma membrane; cytoplasm. The record is from RefSeq and is a predicted model, not a curated record. Gene Ontology annotation, molecular function: protein binding.
AUGAAGAACCCACUUGCUGGCUGCACGCAUAAUCGGGCAUAUCAAGAGCUGAAAGAGUAUUCUAAAAAUGGAGAUAAUUACUGCAAGCAACUCUUAUCGAUCCUUCAACAGAGGACUAGUCUGGAGAUUACAUAUGGUAAAGGACUGGAGAAAUUGGCAAACAAGCUUGCCAAAAUGCUGAAUAAAAUAAAAGUGAACUGUAUUCAUAGUACUUCACUUUGUGUUUCUGAGGAGCUGAAAUCUGCAUCAGAUUUGCACAGAAAGCUUGGCAAAACCAUUCAGACAGAAUCGAUAAACCCAAUGAAUCGUAUCCUGCAGGACCACGAGAAGAAGAAAAAAAUAGUAGAUAAAACAGUUGAGAAGGCAGCUGAAGCAGUUAUCAGCAACUGGCAUCAACAGUUAAAGGCCAAGAAGAAGUUAAAGGAGCUAACCAAGGACCAUGAAGCACUUUUCCGUGAUACAGAAAGCUCCUACCCGCUGGCUUCCCCAAAGACCAAAAAAAAGUUGCUCAGAAACCUAGAAAAAUCUGCAAUCAAACUGGCAAAGGACGAUGAAGACUAUUAUAAGAAGAACUUAACUGCCUGUGAAACUCGGGUGAAAUGGGAGCAUACAUUAGAAAAUGGACACCAGAGCAUUCUUGACCUUGAAAAAGAGAGACUCCUGCUUCUCUGCAAUACGUUACAUAGUUAUAGCCAGCUUCUUUCUCAGUUUGGACAAAGCCUCAUUGCUUGCCAGGCAAAGGUUCACAGUGCUGUUGCUGAAGCAGAAAUUGACAAGGACAUGCAGACAUUAGUGAACGAAAUGUCGGUAACCACGGCAGAGACCAAACUGGAGCUCUUGUUAACAGACUACUAUGAAGAAGAUUUGAUGAGCCUAAUUGAAAAAGAGAGGAGACAAACUGCCAUUAAAGCUAAAAUAUUACGGGUACAGACAGACUUGGAGAAGGCCCUACAGGACAAAACAGGCUUAGAACGGAUGCUUCAGGCUUACAAAGAAACCCCACAAUUUUCAGAUGCAAAGAAUAUAAAUGAUACCAUUGGACAGCUUAACGAGGCAACUCUGAAAGCUGCCCUUCUGCAAGCAAAUCAUUUCAAGUUGGGGAGUGUGCUAGCUGACAUUGAAAAGAGGCCUAAACCAACUUGUCUCUGGAAUGACUGCAUUUCAAAAUGGAAAGAAAAGGACUGUGUACAUAGUUCUGUGGCAGUCAGUUGCCCUGUUACAAUGAGGAGCAUUAAGCAGACCUUGAAAAUGAGGAACACCAGUGAAGCUGGGAUUAGCUCUAACUGUCUGCCAGAAAUGCUGGGCAGUGCAAAGUCCACCACCUCUUUGCAGCUGGAGAAUGGAAAUUCAGCAAGUGGAGCAUGUCGAGCUUUGUACGAUUACCACACAGAAAGGGAGGAUGAGCUUUACUUGAGUGAAGGUGAUAUAAUUGUAAUUCAUCACAAAGACAAGAGGGGCUGGUGGUACGGUUCUAGAAAUGGGGAAAAAGGCCAUUUUCCUGCUACGUAUGUGGAAGAAGUCACUCUCUCGACCAACAGGAGUGAUGAAGAAUCUUCUCUUUAAAAAGAAAAAGAAAAAGAACCACACCAAUAUGGACAGCAAGUUCACCUGACCCGUUUCUAUGCUCAGAAUGGAAGCCAAACAAUAGUUUUCUCUAUUUAUAAGAAGCUAUGAAACUGAAAUGUGAUGAAUUAUCAUUGUAAGAAAAUCAUUAGAGACAACUUACAUUAAAUCCCUUUUAAAUUAUACUAACUCUUAAAUCAUCAUAUC